Molecule: messenger RNA, 1024 nt
Organism: Diuraphis noxia (Russian wheat aphid)
Lineage: Eukaryota; Metazoa; Arthropoda; Insecta; Hemiptera; Aphididae
Product: acetyl-coenzyme A transporter 1-like
Biological process (GO): acetyl-CoA transmembrane transport
Cellular component (GO): membrane
Molecular function (GO): acetyl-CoA transmembrane transporter activity
Source: RefSeq, a predicted model, not a curated record
UUGAAAAUAUUUCUGAAAUACAAUAGUUUUAAUCAUAUGGUUAGAAAAUUAUGAUUAGAUAAUAAGCCAAAUACUUUAUUCAUUUUUCUUUAGUACGUCAACUGCACUGACCGAUACAAAUACGUUACUUUUUCACCGUUUUCAGAUACCUAUUUUAAAUUAAAGCGAAUAACGUUCAUUAGACAUGAUUACAUCAAAAAAACAUGAAAAUAAAUCAAACAAAUAUGUGGUAACUGAUGUUUCGAUUUCCAACAAGCCCGAUUUAAAAGGAGAUUGGUUGAACAUUUUCAUAUUACUAUUACUGUAUACUUUACAAGGAUUACAACUAGGCUUAACUAGUGCUAUACCGAUAAUUUUACAAAGUAAUAAAAAUGUUUCUUACCAAGAUCAGGCUGUAUUUAGUCUAGUGAUGUGGCCAUACACUUUGAAACUAUUGUGGGCUCCCUUAGUAGAUGCACUAUACGUAAAAAAAAUAGGAAGACGAAAGACUUGGCUCAUACCAGUGCAAUAUAUAAUGGGAUCAUUCUUCCUUUACAUAGCCAACGACAUCAAUAGCUUAUUGCCCGAAACCGGAAAACCAAAUAUAGAGAAACUGGUGUACGUAUUUUUCUUUGCUACUUUCCUGGUGGCCACGCAAGAUAUAAUAGUUGACGGUUGGGCACUUACAAUGCUAAAAAAGAACAACGUGGGAUACGCGUCCAUGUGCAAUACAACGGGCUUGGCGACCGGUUCGAUGAUAGGUUCUGUUUGGUUCACCCUAUUAACGUCUAAAGACUUUUGCAAUAAAUACAUACGGACUACGCCUGCUACAGAAGGAAUAGUUACCAUGGAACAAUUAUUAUAUGUUUGGAGCGUUGUAUUUAUGUUUAUCACAACAUUGAUUGCUAUAUUCAAAAAAGAAAAGGAUUGUUCAUUAGAAGAUAACCAUAUGAAGCUCAACACUUUUCAAAACUAUCGCCUACUAUGGGACAUUUUAAAACUACCUAGUAUCCAGAUGUUUGCGAUAGCAUUGUUGACAGUGAAG